Molecule: messenger RNA, 586 nt
Organism: Impatiens glandulifera
Lineage: Eukaryota; Viridiplantae; Streptophyta; Magnoliopsida; Ericales; Balsaminaceae
Exons: 1
Coding region: 11-442 (143 amino acids)
Source: RefSeq, a predicted model, not a curated record
UCCAAUUUUCAUGGCGACACAAGACGACGUCGACUGUAACAUGCUCUCAGCUGAUUGCGUAGUAAUCUCGUGCUGUUGCCAAUGUUUGAUCUUACAGCUCAUCAUCGUCGUCUUUCUCAAGCUUCCAUACAAGCUGCUCCAAAAAACACGUAGAUAUGCUAAGAGAAAAUUAUUUGCCCGAAGAUCAAAACAUAAUAAGCCAAUCAUCAUAGUAGAUCAGAUGAUCAUCGCCCCGACAUCCUUGAUCAACGUUCAGCCUGAAAUUGAAGAAAUCCAUGACCACUGUUUUUGUUGCAUGGAUCAAGUCGACAGGGUCAUAGAGGAGAUGUCUAACAAGGGUAUGUUUGGAUUUGGAAGUUUCUGGAAUAGAGAGGAAUUAGUACGAAGUUUUAGCCAUGGCAGCCGCCGGUCGGAGAUCAUUGGCGACACACCACGUGAAUAAUAUUAUUAAUUAAUUAGUUAAUUAGUUAAUAAAGUACUAACUAAAAAAAAUCUAAGUUUAGGAUAUUUUAUGUUGGGUCCAUCUUAAAUUUAGAAACCAACGGUUUUUAUUUGUUUGGAGGAUAUAAUCAGAAUAGUGUUAAUU